AUUUGAUAUCUGAGUGUGUAUAAAUAUCUGACUGUCAGUGUUGCAAAUAUAUUCUAAAUUUAUCAUUUUACCACAUCGAACAACUUUAACUCAAACAAUGAAACGGUUUAGAUUUUCUGCCAAUAUCACAACAUUAUUCAACGAUAUUUCGGAUCACAUUGAGAGUUAUAAAGAAAUUCUCAACAGAAAAGAUUACCGAUUUCAAGCGGUUGAAGCUCAAGAUCCCUAUAAAAAUUCAUUGACUGAUUGGAAAAAUGUCAUUGAAAGUGCGGGCGAUUCUCACCCGGAAUUCAUUUUGAUCAACAGCGUAAAUGUGAUGCGUAAAUAUCCAGAAUUUCCAACGGAAAAACAGUUCGAAAUCGAAUUGAAUCUUUUGGGCGAUUACGUUAAAACAUUAAAUGUCCGUAAAGUUCAUUUGAUGUUAACACUAACUGAAUCGAAUACUAUCGAAGAACGAACAAAAAAAUUAUUGAUUCAAGGAGCACGUUUUCUUAACCGUAUGAAUGUAAUGUGUUUAAUUGAACCUUUAUAUCUGGCUGGUAUUCCAUAUUAUCUUCGGUCAUAUGAUGACGCACUGAAUCUAGUGAAAGAAUUAAAUGAGCCAAAUCUGAAAAUCAUGUUUGACACAUAUCAUUGUCAACGACUUCAUGGUAACAUAAGCCAUUAUAUUGAUCUAUUAAAAGAUCAUAUUGGACAUGUACAGAUAUCACAAGUACCACUUCGUGACAAUCCUUUUAAUGAUGGUGAAUUGAAUCAUGACUUUAUUCUUAGAAAACUUUCAACCGUUUAUGAUGAUUACAUCGGAUUGGAAUACUAUUCCGAUCAUACGACUGACACUUUUGAUUGGGUAAAAAAAUACGCCGAAUAGAAUAAUCCGGUUAUGACAAAAUUGUUAUUGCUGCUGCUUAAAAGUCAUAUAAUUUUAGUACACAACGAAUAACAAAUCAAAAACUUCAAUUUCCUUAUUUACAUCCUUUCAUAUGUAUUCCGUCACUAUUUUUCUUUUAGUGCUCUAUUUUAUUUGAUAUUGAAGUAUUUAACUGGUAAAUUCAUUGUCAACCAAAUGAAUGAAUUGAGUGAUUAAUUUAUUGUUACUAGUAGAAAUUAAUGACUUGACACAUUCUUCACAUCUUUUUUUUACAAGCUAUCAGUCCAAUUCAUUUGAUUGAAGAAAUAUAAAAAAUUUAAUUCGGAUACCUAAAAAAAAUUCAUUUUGAAUCUCAUAAUUGUCACAUACAUUACAUUGAAAGCAAAACAAAAACAACAAAAAAAAUAUGUAUGAGAGAUUUCCCAUUUGACUUUGUAGCCAUGAACAUUUGACUAGAAUCAACUGGUUGAUGAAUUUUGAAUCCUCUGUAUUCAUAUUGUUGUUCUUGUGACCGUAUUUUCAAUAUUCAUAGCAACACAAAAAAGAAUGAAGAAUUGGAUAACAUUCAAGAAAUUUCUUUUUUUUUUCACAUUCACUAUUUGACACUAAAUUAUUUUUGUGAUCUCACAAUCAUUCAUGAGCAUUCCUUUUGUCUUUUUAAAAUAGUUUUUUUUGUAAUUCAAUCCGAAACUUAGUCAGCAUACUUUAUUAUCUUGUUUCGAAUCAUUAGACCAGAAAAAGAGGAAUAAAAACAGCCAAUUUACUUUUUUCA
This is a messenger RNA of Dermatophagoides farinae (American house dust mite), 1640 nucleotides long. RefSeq names its product hydroxypyruvate isomerase-like protein Gip (gene Gip). Gene Ontology annotation, biological process: glyoxylate metabolic process. Gene Ontology annotation, molecular function: hydroxypyruvate isomerase activity. The record is from RefSeq and is a predicted model, not a curated record. Lineage: Eukaryota; Metazoa; Arthropoda; Arachnida; Sarcoptiformes; Pyroglyphidae.